GCUCCGAUUGAUUCUCGUAUGGCCGGUGGAGGAGCCGCGACGGAUGUCGCGCCAGUGGCCACGUGCGGAGGUUAGCGCGAGGCCGCUCUUUUCGUCCGGGAGCAGCUUCGACGCGUGGACCGCGUCGACGAGCUUAAGGACGCUACGGCGGCGCGUGCGUGCGUUCGUGCGCCCCUCCACGGGCGUUUCGGGGGCGCGGGGCUUUCGAACCGGGGCGCCUGGGCCCGCCGAUAAUUGUCCAGUUAAUUUCUUCUAAUUGCGGCUGCGGAGGUGGAGGCGGACGCCCACGCGCAAUUGCGAUCUCGCGGUGAGGGACGGGAUGACGACGCGCGCGGUGCCGCGGUAGAAGCCGAGGAGCCGUCGACGGGAUCGAUCGGGGCUGCGGAGGAUGGCGCACGAUAAGCAGCGGGCCCACCGCCACGAGGACGAGGACGAGGAGGAGGUGGAGCUGAGGGCGCUGCAGAGGCGCACGCGCUUCCAUGUUAACCGGGUCGACAGUAUGGAGGGCAGGGCCAGCCUCCUUGGGGAGCAGGAGACGAGGAAGUCACUCAGGAACAUGACGCGCGAGGCACUGCCGAGGCUCGACAACUACCGCAACAUUCUCAGCAUCCAGGCGGCGCAUCGGCCUUCCCUCGACGAGCUUCACAAUCCUACCCUCGACAAGAAUACAACAUGCAAUGCGGCAAGAGCACGCGAUUCCGUAAUACUACAUGCAAAACUAUCAAGUACUGGAGUGAAAUUCGGCUGGAUUCAAGGAGUUUUAAUACGAUGUCUCCUCAAUAUAUGGGGUGUUAUGUUAUUUUUGCGACUAUCUUGGGUUGUAGCACAAACUGGAAUAGUUGAAGCAGUACUACUGAUUUUAACAACAACCAUUGUAACAACCAUAACGUCCCUCUCCAUGUCAGCAAUCAGCACAAAUGGGCUCAUUAAAGGGGGUGGAACGUACUACAUGAUUUCAAGAUCACUGGGUCCUGAAUUUGGAGGAUCGAUAGGAUUGAUUUUUUCACUAGCCAAUGCUGUUGCGUGUGCCAUGUAUGUCGUGGGUUUCUGCGAAAGUAUGGUCGACUGCUUAAAAGCCUACGACAUUUGUAUAUUUAACUGCGGCAGCACUGACAUACGAAUAAUAGGAGUAAUAACGAUAUCGGUUUUAUUACUAAUCGUUAUGGUGGGUAUGGAAUGGGAGGCAAAAACUCAGAUUGGACUGUUGGCUAUUUUACUCCUAGCUAUCGCAGACUUUUUCAUAGGGACGUUUAUUGGACCAAAAAACAAUGCCGAGAAAGCCAAGGGUUUUAUAGGCUACAAUGCCGAGCUAUUUAAAGAAAACUUCUAUCCAGAUUAUCGUAGUAGCGAAGGUACUUCGCACAAUUUCUUUUCAGUUUUUGCCAUUUUCUUUCCGGCCGCAACCGGCAUAUUGGCCGGCGCUAAUAUAUCAGGAGACUUAAAGGAUCCUCAAUCAGCAAUACCUAAAGGAACGUUACUGGCCGUUCUAAUUACAACGACAACUUACCUUUUAAUGGCAGUAAUGGUAGGGGCAACGGUAGUACGCGAUGCUAGUGGGGACAUUUCCGACUUAAUGGGUGUCCUUAAUGCGUUCAGCACAAUGUCGCUAAAUGAUUCGAUACAACCUAUCUUAUCGGAAAAUCAGACUAGAAACUGGAGUCCUUAUGGCACUGAUUUCAACUGCACCGCCAAGCAGCGCUGUAAUUACGGAAGUCAAAACAGUUUUCAGGUGAUUGAGUUGGUUGCUGCCUUUGGUCCAUUUAUAUAUGCCGGAUGCUUUGCGGCGACUCUUUCAAGUGCUCUAGCAUCUCUCGUAUCGGCUCCCAAAGUUUUUCAGGCUUUAUGCAUGGAUAAAUUAUAUCCGGGAAUACAUUGGUUUAGUGGGGAGGAAGGCAAAGAACCUAUUAGAGGAUAUUUACUCAGCUUUAUUAUCGCCAUUGGUUUUAUUCUUAUUGGUGAAUUAAAUGCCAUCGCGCCACUUAUCUCAAACUUUUUCUUAGCUGCCUACACACUCGUCAAUUUCAGCACAUUUCACGCCUCGUUCACUAAACCUAUUGGUUGGCGUCCUACAUUCAAAUACUAUAACAUGUGGCUAAGCCUCGCCGGUGCAAUUUUAUGCGUGGCUGUGAUGUUUUUGAUUUCAUGGUGGACCGCCCUUAUAACUUUGUGCGUCGUUUUGGCUUUGUAUCUAAUAGUUUCCUACAGAAAACCAGAUGUUAAUUGGGGAUCAACUACGCAGGCCCAAACUUACAACAAUGCUUUAAUGUCGGUACAACAACUGGAUCGAGUAGAAGAUCACGUUAAGAAUUACAGACCGCAGAUUCUCGUAUUGACUGGCAAACCUGGUUCGCGCUCGUCGCUUCUUGAUUUUGCACAUCACAUUACGAAAAAUCAAAGCCUUUUAGUCUGCGGUCACAUAGUCGAGAGUCCUCUUCCAUACAAAACCCGAUCAAUGAUGUUAUUAAAUACAACAUCGUGGUUAAGAACGAACAAAGUGAAAGCCUUUUAUUCGGUUGUCGACGGGGCAACAUUUCAAGACGGCGCUACUUCUCUUAUGCAAGCCUGCGGACUUGGCAAAAUGCAUCCGAAUAUUCUGCUAAUGGGAUACAAACAAGAUUGGUUGACAUGCCCGAAAGAAAAUCUAGUUAUGUACUUCAAUGUCAUGCAUAAGGCCUUGGACAUGCAUAUAGCAGUGGCUUUAUUAAGAAUGAGCGAAGGUUUGAAUUAUGAAAUUACCGAGGAGGAUGCUCAGGAUUUACAUAAGAAAGCAAAUAGACUGCCAGCAAAUCAAAGCUUUUCACAACUAAGUCAGGCAAGUAGUGUCUCGGAUGUCUCGAUGCCUGGUAGUCCGACACCUAGAAGAGGAGAAAAGAUCAUCAACGAAAGUCCCAAUCCUAAUGGCAAUUCAACAAAUCGCGACGAACAAAAUGACAACCAGAGCCAUUUUAUUAAUAUAUCAAAGGACGUUUUUAAUUCCCUGAGCAAGUUUCAAAAGAAGCAAAAGAAAGGCACAAUUGACGUUUGGUGGCUUUAUGACGACGGUGGGCUAACGUUACUCUUACCAUACAUCAUAAGCACGAGACGCAAUUGGUCCAGCUGUAAAUUACGAGUUUUCGCAUUAGCAAAUAGGCAUUCGGAAUUGGAAUACGAGCAACGAAGCAUGGCCAGUCUGCUUUCCAAGUUCCGAAUAGAUUAUUCAGCUUUAAAAGUAAUAUCUGGCAUUUCGAAGUCAGCCCAGCCACACACGGUUAACUUUUUCGAAACUCUCAUAACCGACUUUAUUCAAGAUAAUACAUCUCGUACUAAUCCCAAUGUCGACGAAGGUGGCGUUAUUAAAGAAUCCGAACGGAUAGCUAUGAAGGAGAAAACAAAUAGGCAUUUGCGUCUACGAGAAUUGCUGCAAGAAAAUUCGAUGGAGGCAAAUCUAAUUGUCAUGACACUGCCGAUGCCGAGAAAAGGUGCAGUAUCGGCACCUCUCUACAUGGCCUGGCUUGAAGCACUUACGCGCGACAUGCCUCCUUUUCUUCUAGUUAGAGGAAAUCAUACGUCCGUUCUAACAUUUUAUUCAUGAUGUGCUUAUAUAUUUGCAUACAAAAUAACGUAGCAUUAACUAAUUAAACAAUAUUAGUAUUCAAGAUACUAGCAUAGAUGUUGGUAUUGUUGUUUUCAAAUAAAUGAUAUCUGAUCCAUUAUGCAUGUAAAAAUUGUUUUGUCAGCUGUAUGACUUAGUGUUAUGAAAUUUAAUAGAUGAACUGCAACCGUAGCUUAUCCAAAAGAAUUGAAAAAUUCUUUUCCUUGCAUUGUACUCAAAACAAUAUUUCGAUGUAUUUGCAGAUAUAUUUUUUUACUAUCGUCCUC
Messenger RNA from Ceratosolen solmsi marchali, 3858 nucleotides. RefSeq names its product sodium chloride cotransporter 69 (gene Ncc69). Gene Ontology annotation, molecular function: sodium:potassium:chloride symporter activity. The coding region runs from base 389 to 3571 and encodes 1060 amino acids. Gene Ontology annotation, biological process: chloride ion homeostasis; sodium ion homeostasis; potassium ion import across plasma membrane. Lineage: Eukaryota; Metazoa; Arthropoda; Insecta; Hymenoptera; Agaonidae. The transcript is spliced from 17 exons. Gene Ontology annotation, cellular component: membrane. The record is from RefSeq and is a predicted model, not a curated record.